This is a messenger RNA of Exophiala aquamarina CBS 119918, 972 nucleotides long. RefSeq lists its product as uncharacterized. The transcript has a single exon. Gene Ontology annotation, cellular component: mitochondrial inner membrane; mitochondrion. The record is from RefSeq and is a predicted model, not a curated record. Bases 1 to 972 code for a protein of 323 amino acids. Gene Ontology annotation, molecular function: glycine transmembrane transporter activity. Lineage: Eukaryota; Fungi; Ascomycota; Eurotiomycetes; Chaetothyriales; Herpotrichiellaceae. Gene Ontology annotation, biological process: glycine import into mitochondrion.
AUGUCCAAUGGCGACCGGAGUUCCAAGAAAGCCCAUCCCACCUUUCAUUUCUUCGCAGGCUUGACUUCCGGGGUCUCCAGUGCUGUCCUGCUCCAACCCGCCGACCUCCUGAAGACACGAGUCCAACAGAGCCGCUCCUCCUCCCUCCUCCCCGUCCUGCGCUCCAUCCUCUCCAGUCCCCAUCCAAUCGCCGGUCUAUGGCGUGGAACGCUACCCUCCGCCUUGCGAACCGGCUUCGGCUCGGCUCUCUACUUCACCUCCCUCAGCUCCCUGCGUCAGGUAUUGGCAAAUAAUUCUGUGAACAAGAACGCCAGUAGUGGAGUCCUUACGCCCUCCGCUAAGAGCAGUUCUGUCCUACCGAAACUCUCCAAUGUGCAAAAUCUCUUCACAGGAGCUACAGCUCGAGUAUUUGCAGGAUUUGUCCUGAUGCCCGUGACGGUGAUCAAGGUCCGGUACGAAUCCGACUUCUACGCCUACAAAUCCAUCAAUUCCGCAGCAAGGUCUAUAUUUGCACAGGAAGGUCUAAGGGGGUUUUUCUCCGGCUUUGGAGCCACUGCUGUACGCGACGCGCCUUAUGCUGGACUGUACGUACUGUUCUAUGAAGCCAGCAAAAGCCGCCUCAACAGGCUUCUGUCUACAGAGGCGGAGCUGGAACCUCGGUCUUCCGGGUCAAGUGCCACCAUCAACGCCUCCAGUGGUGUCCUUGCUGCGGGCCUGGCUACAGGUGUAACAAAUCCAUUCGACGCAGUCAAGACCCGUCUGCAGCUGAUGCCCCAGAAGUACGGGAACAUGCUCAAGGCCACCAAGCUGAUGAUCAAGGAGGAUGGUUUCAAGAGUUUUUUCGAUGGUUUGGGCCUGCGCAUGGGGAGGAAAGCACUGAGCUCAGCUCUGGCAUGGACCGUGUACGAGGAAUUGAUUGGACGAGCUGAACGAUUCGUCGCCCGCCCUGAGCAGGAUAGAGCUGUCGUGUGA